This is a messenger RNA of Trichomonas vaginalis G3, 1800 nucleotides long. Its product is annotated as ATP-binding transport protein-related, ribosomal subunit binding family. Gene Ontology annotation, biological process: ribosomal subunit export from nucleus; translational termination; translational initiation. The transcript has a single exon. Lineage: Eukaryota; Parabasalia; Trichomonadida; Trichomonadidae. The record is from RefSeq and is a predicted model, not a curated record. The coding region runs from base 1 to 1800 and encodes 599 amino acids. Gene Ontology annotation, molecular function: iron ion binding; ATP hydrolysis activity; ribosomal small subunit binding.
AUGGCUGACAAUUCUAUUCGUCUCGCUGUCGUUAACGCAGAUCGAUGCAAGCCGAAGAAGUGCCAGAAGGAGUGCAAGGGUGUAUGCCCAGUUAACAGAUCCGGCAAGAACUGCAUUAAAGUUCCAGUCACUGGCUGCGCUAUUUCCGAAGCUCUUUGCAUUGGCUGCGGUAUGUGUGUUAAGAAAUGCCCAUUCCACGCUAUUCAAAUUAUCAAUCUUCCAAAAGCUCUUGAUGCAGAAACAACCCAUCGUUAUUCAAGAAACGGCUUCAAGCUUCACCGUCUCCCAUACCCACGUGUAAAGCAGGUACUUGGUCUUGUCGGCCAGAAUGGUAUUGGCAAGUCCACAGCCCUUCAAAUCCUUUCCAACAAGAUUCGUCCAAACCUUGGUAUCCUCGAUGAAGCCAAGCAACCAGACUGGGCCCAGAUUAUCCAGCGCUUCCGUGGUUCCGAACUUCAGACAUACUUCACAAAGCUUAUCAACGAAAACAUGCGCGUUAUCAUGAAACCACAGUGGGUUGAUAGCCUUGCCAAAGUUAGAAACGGCAAAGUCGGCGAAAUCCUUAAAGCCAAGGAUGCUACAGGCCAAUUCGACGACAUCAUCACACAGCUCCAACUCAACGCCCUCCUUGAGCGUCAAAUCAACCAACUUUCCGGUGGUGAACUCCAGCGUUUCGCUAUCGCUCUCGUUUGCCUCUCAGCCGCCGGCGCUUACUUCUUUGAUGAACCAUCCUCAUAUCUCGAUAUCGGACAGCGUAUGGCCGCUGCUCGUGUUAUCCGUGACUGCCUUAAGGUUGGCGAUUACGUCAUUGUCAUUGAGCACGAUCUUGCCAUUCUCGACUACAUGUCCGACUUCAUUUCCGUUCUUUACGGCGCACCAGGUGCUUUCGGUGUUAUCUCUGCACCAUUCACAGUCCGUGAAGGUAUCAACAUCUUCCUUGAAGGUUACCUUCCAACAGAAAACAUGAGAUUCCGUGAAGAACAACUUGUCUUCAGAAUUUCCGACGAUAACGAUAUCUUGAAUGAAGGUGAACAGCACCACUACAAGUACCCAUCCAUGUCCCUCUCCAUUGGCGACUUCCACCUCGAUGUUGAAGGCGGCUCAUUCAGAGACUCAGAAAUCAUCGUUCUUCUCGGCCAGAACGGUGUCGGUAAGACAACAUUCAUCCGUUUACUCUCAGGCAACCAAGCACCAGACGAUAUCGCUUUCGAACUCCCAGCACUUUCGAUUUCAUACAAGCCACAGAAGAUCCAGCCACACUUCGACGGCACAGUACAGCAGCUUCUUGAAGGCAAGAUCGGCUCAUCAAUGACACAGCCACUCUUCAAGGAUCUCGUUCUCAAUCCACUCAACCUUGACCACCUUAUGGACAGAAAGGUCAAGAAGCUCUCCGGUGGUGAACUUCAGCGUGUCGCUAUUGCACUCGCUCUUGGUAAGAACGCAGAUCUUUAUCUUAUCGAUGAACCAUCAGCCUUCCUUGAUGCCGAACAACGUGUUAUCAUCUCAAAGAUCAUCAAGCGCUACAUCAUGAACGCCGGCAAGACAGCUUUCGUUGUCGAGCACGACUUUAUCAUGGCUACUUACCUCGCUUCUCGCGUUCUUGUCUUCGACGGCCAGCCAGGUGUCAAGACAGUCGCUAAGAGCCCACAAUCCCUCAUCAAGGGUAUGAACUACUUCCUCAAACAGAUGUCAGUCACUCUCCGUUCUGAUAAGAACACAAAGAGACCAAGAAUCAACAAGUACAACUCAAACAAGGACAAGCAACAGAAGACAGACGGAAAGUACUUCGUCCUCGAGUAA